AAUCGAUUUCAGCGGCUCGUGAAAAUGUACCUUUAUGCUAUUCCGCUGUAUUGGUUCGCACAAGCACGGAAAAGAAAAAUCUUAAAUUUGAACAAUCCAUCUGCCAUCGUUAUGCCUUCAAAAAUAAAAUUUGGAUGAAGCAAUGGUCAAGAUAAUGCGUGAUGCAAGAAGCUACGAUUUUACGUUUGCAACUUUUAUUAUUAAUUGAUCGUCAAUUUUAAAUAAGAAGACAGGCAAGUAUGGUUUCCAAGCUUGGAUUCUUAUUGCUGCUUGGUUGUAUAGGAUGCGUUUUGUUAUUUUUUACAUUCAUGGAGAAAGAUUUACGGUCACAGACUUCGAAAACGAUUCUAAUAAACCCUCAAACGACAUACGACAUGAUGGGCGAAUCAUCAGGAAAUACUAGAAUCAUAAUCGAACCUUCGUGCAAUGCUACUUUUCUAAUAUGGAUUAUCACAUCUUAUGCGGGUAAUCCCUCAGCCAGAAGCGCUCUACGACGAGCGUAUAUGGAUGAGGAAUUACAAACUUUAGGAAUUGAAAGAGUAUUCCUACUUGGUAAGUUAAAUGAUGAUGCCGAGAAGAAAACACAUGUAUCGCAGGAAGCAUUAUUAGAUGAGUCAAGACGAUUCAGUGACAUACUUCAGGGGGAUUUCUUAGAUACUUAUAGAAAUUUGACUUACAAACAUCUGAUGGGCCUUCGAUGGGCAACGAAUAAUUGCAAACGCAUUAAAUACAUUAUGAAGAUGGACGACGAUAUAGUUGUAAAUAUAUAUGGCAUAUUAGGAAAGUUACACACAGGUAUAAUAGAGAAAAAUUCCUUAGCUGGUUACAUCAUGAAGAAUAUGAUCCCUAUUCGAGAGCCAGCCAAUAAGUGGUAUGUAAGCAAAACAGAAUAUGCGGAUAAUACUUAUCCUGAUUUUGUCUCUGGUUGGCUAUACAUUACAAAUUCACAAAUGGCGAAUAAAUUGAUCAAUUAUGCUGAAUCUUCCCAUAAAUACUUUUGGAUAGAUGAUGUAUUUGUGACUGGUAUUUUGAGAAAAGUUCUAUACAUAAAGAUCCAAGAUAUCAGUAAGAUGUUUACAACAGAUUAUAGAUAUUUAGAAUGUUGUAUAAAGGGGAAAACAAGUCUGUUAAAAUGCGAAUUCCUAAUUGGUCCUAACGGUGGCGAUGCAGAAUUGCAAGUGAAAUUUAAGGAGUUUGCAAAGUUUUGUCAUGCAAACUGUUUUAUUCGUGCCGAAAAUAAUCUUAUUGGCAAGACCUGUGUAGUUGCAUAUAAAGAACCGAAAUUGUAUAAAGGUGCUUUCCAAAUAAAACCUGUUAGGUUAGAUUAGGAAUGUUAAAAUUUUAUAAAGAAACGGAUAGAUGUAAAUAUGAGAUUAAUAAUAUUGUGUGCGACCCGGUUGCACCAAUCUCAUUUUGGGUUUAAGUGAGAGUGAGAACUUUUGGCUUUUGAUUAUAAGUUAAUCAAUGAUCAAAUUAUAAUCUAAAGCCAAAAGAUUCAAGCUUAAAGCCAAAAUAAAAUUGAUGUAACCAAACCAGGCCUAAAAGAUAUAUAGUAUUUCCUUGUUUCAUGAAAAAUUUUCGCUUUAUCUAAGACAGGCUCAUCCCCAAUUUCUUGAACAAAAUAAUCUCAAAUCUUAUUUAAAACGUUACAAAUGUUUUGAGUUGUUUGAUUGAUUAGAACAAAAGGAGCAAAAAUUUUUUGAUAAUAAAAAAUGGCAUAUUAGGAGCACUCUUCAUAAAACGAGGAAGUACUGUAAUUUUAUUUGAGAGAAUAUUUUCUGUUUAUUAUAUUGUAUACAAAAUUUGUACAGUAUCUUACAACAUUUUUAUUAUUACAUAA
Formica exsecta is the source of this 1840-nucleotide messenger RNA. RefSeq names its product beta-1,3-galactosyltransferase 5. Bases 240 to 1328 code for a protein of 362 amino acids. Gene Ontology annotation, cellular component: membrane. Gene Ontology annotation, molecular function: hexosyltransferase activity. Lineage: Eukaryota; Metazoa; Arthropoda; Insecta; Hymenoptera; Formicidae. The record is from RefSeq and is a predicted model, not a curated record. The transcript is spliced from 2 exons.